AUGACUAUCAAACUGUGGACAUCACCAUUGUCGUACAACAGCUUGCGACCAGAGCUUGUCCUGGCAGAGAAAGGUAUCGACGACUUCGAGAUAGUCCCCACAAAUAUCAUGACAGGCGAACAUAAGACCCCUGAAUUCUGGGAGAAGUCCAUCUUUGGCCGGGUUCCGCUGAUCGAGGAUGGAGACGUUGUACUCUUUGAGUCUCGAGCCAUUGCGCGAUACCUUGCUCAGAAAUACCUCAACACGGGCCCUCGCUUACUUCCUGCCGCGAAUGAUGCCAAGACGAACGGGACAUUUUGGAUGUGGAUGAUCCUGGAGAUUGAGGAGUUCAAUGUUCAUGCGGUGCCUAUCAUUGCUGAGACCAUUGUCGCUCCGGCGGUUGGUCGAUCAGUGGACCAGGCUGUUUUGGACAGACAUAGGCCACGACUGACGAACUGUCUGGAGGCGUUGGAUAAGGCUCUGCUGAAGAUGGACUACCUCGGUGGUGAUGAAUAUAGCCUGAUCGACAUCAACUAUAUGCCAACUAUGUACGUCCUUACCAAGUGCAUGAACCUCUUUGAAGGAAGAUCAAACCUGUCGAAGUGGUGGAACAGUGUCAGUGGGCGAGAUGCUUGGAAGAAAGUCAUCAAACCGCUAGAUGAUGCUUACGCUUCAGCUGCCCCGGACUGGUGA
Molecule: messenger RNA, 672 nt
Organism: Exophiala bonariae
Lineage: Eukaryota; Fungi; Ascomycota; Eurotiomycetes; Chaetothyriales; Herpotrichiellaceae
Exons: 3
Coding region: 1-672 (223 amino acids)
Biological process (GO): glutathione metabolic process
Cellular component (GO): cytoplasm
Molecular function (GO): glutathione transferase activity; glutathione binding
Source: RefSeq, a predicted model, not a curated record